Myxozyma melibiosi is the source of this 1101-nucleotide messenger RNA. RefSeq lists its product as uncharacterized. The coding region runs from base 1 to 1101 and encodes 366 amino acids. Lineage: Eukaryota; Fungi; Ascomycota; Lipomycetes; Lipomycetales; Lipomycetaceae. Gene Ontology annotation, molecular function: nucleotide binding. The transcript has 2 exons. The record is from RefSeq and is a predicted model, not a curated record.
AUGGCUGCUCCGUUUACGCUGCGAUGGGGAAUUGUCGCGACCGGCGGCAUCGCAGAGUGUUUUGUUCGAGAUUUGGUUACGGAUCCUAGUCUCCGCGGAGUCACAGAUGUGGCCCACCAGGUCGUAGCCGUGGCAUCCCGCUCGGUCGACAAAGCACAGACGUUCAUAGACGAGACCAUCCCCGCCGACAUGCGCGCCCACGUCACACCUUAUAGUUCCUACGCUGAUCUAUACAAGGAUCCUGCCGUCGACUGUGUCUACAUUGCGACCCCCGCGUCAGGACACUACGCGUGCGCGCUCGAGGCUCUUCGUGCGGGGAAUAACGUGCUGUGCGAGAAGCCGUUCACGGUCAAUGCGCAGCAAGCGCGACAUCUAGCCCAGGUCGCGAAGGAGAAGAACGUAUUCCUUAUGGAAGCUGUCUGGACGCGGUUUUUCCCUCUUGUCAAGACGUUUCAGCGGAUGCUGCACGAGGAGAAGAUGAUUGGUCGCGUGCACCGCGUGUUUGUUGAUUUCUCAGUCUACAUUGAUCCCGAGAAGAACAAGCGUCUGUACCAGGCCUCGACUGCUGGCGGCGCAUUGCUGGAUCUGGGCGUUUACAUGAACUUGUGGACGCUGUUGACCUGCUAUCAUCAUCCGGAAAACAAGCGGUCGCCGCCAGACGUGAUUAAGGCUGCGAUGCUCCGGUCGCCGCUGACGACGGAUCUGGUGGACGAAUCGACAAGCGUGAUCACUGUCUGGCAAAAGCCAAAUAUAAUGUGCAUUGGCACUACGUCGAUGAUGACCGACACGCCGAAAGAGUGCCUGAUCCGCGUUCAGGGAUCAAAGGGAGAGAUGAUCAUUCCGAUCCACGCAUCGCGGCCGGAGAAGAUUAUCGUCAACCUCGAGGGCAACGGGAUGAACACGCGGACGUACAACUACGAUAUCCCUGGCCAGGGACUGUUUUGGGAGGCUGACGCCGUAGCGAGAGAUAUUAGAGAUGGGAAGAAAGAGGAUGAUUUGUAUCCUUUGGAGGAAUGCAUUUUUGCCAUGGAGCUUAUGGAUGAGAUCCGUCUGCAGACUGGCCUAAAGUUCCCAGACGAUGUUGAGAAGGUGCAGAGUUAG